AUGACGACAGUCCAGCCUCGCACACGCUCCCGCGUAAAUGCCAUGAGACCGACGACCAAGACCCGCUCUCCCGCCGCGAGUUCUACGAGUUCGACACACGCGAAUGGAGCUGGCCUGUCAGUGUUGCCCGUGCUGUUCACGAACUUGAGACUGUUGGAUUUGGAUACCUUGCCGGACUGGCCAGAUGUUAGUCCUGAUACGUUUGCCGCAACCGGAGUCCAGGGGCAGAAGAGGAGGGUGCACUGUAUUGAGUGGAUUUUGGUGCGACUAUUCGAGCUUUGGGAUGCCGGAGAGGCCUCUGCGAAACUCAAGCCCUUCUUUCCACCCGCCGACCAAUUGCAAUCUGUCAAUCUCCGUUCAGCACUACUUCGGGGCCUUGAAACCGCUAAAAAGAACGGCGUGCUCGGCCGAGACACUGUUAUUCGAAGGACCAUGCUCGACGACUGCAAGGGCGAACGGCUCGAGGAACUCCUGACUUCGUUCUCUACAGCUGUGCUCAAGAAGACCCUCGAAGAGAAUAUACAUGCGUCUGAUACAUGUCCGCCUGUUUCUGUCAGUCUGGCAUUUGCAAAUAGAGGGUAUGACGACGACAACAGCGACUUAAAUGCCCUGAUACUAGCAUAUAAAUUUUCGCUGUGCCGGCUCCUGCAUCGGAAAAGCAAUGCUAGGGACUUGUAUAAUGACUUUGCGGAUCUUCUGAGCAUCAAAGAGAGGGCUGUUGCACGACGGUCGGAAGCAAUUCGGGCAAAAGAAGCAGACCCUAAGCGAGACACUCUGUCUAACAAUGCGAGGGAGGAGAUGAGGCGCUUAAUCAGGAAUAACUGGUCUGGAAACGAGGAUUGGAUGCAGACCUUGGUGCACGGUGAUUUCGGUGAUAAGGAGACUGGUUUAUUGGCCAUGCCCUUUGAUAAUGUCUGGCGAGGCCUUCAACAACAGUGCUUGGCGGAAAUUGAAGAGAACUCAAUCGGGUUGUUGGAUCAGCUGGAUAAAAGAGUAUGGGCUCAAAGAGAACGACUAGCGAGGUGGGAUAUGUUCAGAAAGGAGACAUUCGGCCAAUCUGCCCAGGGAGUCGUAUCUCCAAAGAAGCUGCGAGCUGUCGAGAAGAAAACCAACAAGGGGAUCGACUUUAAGUUUUCUGCUCAUACCGAGCUGCAAGUUGGAUCGGACAUUAUUAGCAUGAACAUGGACGUUGGCAGAAGCCCGUCACUGACACCGGAAUACGAGGGCCUGGUGGAGAGGUUAAAACAAGAGCUAUCUCGCAUCAAAGACGUGGAUUCCACUUUCUUGGACCACGUACACAGAAGGCCCUCCGGACAACGCUUUAUGGGAUCGUUUGGACAUUCCUCAGACGCCGCCGAGACCGUCUCCGAGAUAAGCGAACUCGAAGACGAGCCGUACGGACCGCUGCCUGUAUCUUUUCCUGUCAGCGCCAACCGCCCGAAACUAGAGAGUCUCGGACGACAUCCAGUUAAACCGCAAAUGAUACAUUCCGAAGUUUUCAACCAGUCCACCUCAACAACCGGCUCUAUUUCACCACCACAUGAGGAGCCUCCUCAGAAACGACGAAUCCACCUCCCCCCGGUCGAAGACUUUGACGAGAUCGAGCCGCCUCCGUCACCGACUCAAACCACGGCCGACCGUAUCCUGUCAUCCACGGACGGCGCAUCCCCAUCUGCCGCAACCCGCAUCAAGCAGCGGCCGACCCUCUCCCUGGCCCAGCGCACCCGUCUUUCCAUGGCAGGAAACCAUUCCCCAUUUCUCGACGAAGAAACCGCACUGCCCCUCCGACCAGCAUUUAGCGAUAAACAUGGCCCCACUCCCCCUUCUGAACCCGAGUCUAAACCGGCGGAUAAUGAGCCCAUGGAUCUAGCUAGCCGGACGCGGCUCAGCAUGGCUGGCUUUGAAAAGGCACAAAGGAAGGCCCAGCUUGAAAGGAGGAAGAGUCUUCGGAAGAGCAAGGCUUUGCCCAGGAAGGAGGGCAGCUAUUUCCCAAAGCUAGAGGAGGAGCAAGAAGAAGAGGGCAGGGCGGAGCUGACGGAAGAAUUGAUGCUGGAAGAGGACAUGGAGGCCGUGUUCAGAUCGAGGCCGAGGAUCAAGGCCAGCCCUCUGGCAAGUCCGACUAGAGAAUGGGACCAUGAGUAA
Molecule: messenger RNA, 2142 nt
Organism: Metarhizium album ARSEF 1941
Lineage: Eukaryota; Fungi; Ascomycota; Sordariomycetes; Hypocreales; Clavicipitaceae
Exons: 2
Coding region: 1-2142 (713 amino acids)
Source: RefSeq, a predicted model, not a curated record